AUUACAAAUAAAUAAGAGAGGACGGGUCUGUAACCAGAGAGCAGACGCGAGGAGGAAGGCCAAAGGAAUAUAAGAGAUAGCCGUAACGCGACCACUCUCCCUUUCUCUCCCUGCGCUUCGAGAGAGGACAUUUGAUUCUCUCAGCCGAGGAAGGAUCCGGAGAUGGCGGCGACGAGGACGGAAUCGAGGAACCAGGCGUCGAUUCCGCCGUACAUGAAGGCAGUCUCGGGGUCGCUCGGCGGAGUCGUCGAGGCUUGUUGUCUUCAACCGAUUGACGUCAUCAAGACGCGUCUCCAGCUAGAUCGCGGCGGCGUUUACAAGGGAAUCGCGCACUGCGGCUCCACGGUGGUUCGCACCGAAGGAGUUCGCGCUCUGUGGAAGGGUUUAACUCCCUUCGCGACUCACCUCACCCUCAAGUACACGCUCCGUAUGGGAUCCAACGCCAUGUUCCAAACCGCGUUCAAGGAUUCCCAGACCGGCAAGCUCAGCAACCAUGGCCGUGUGCUUUCCGGAUUUGGCGCUGGUGUUCUCGAAGCCCUCGCCAUUGUUACACCCUUUGAGGUGGUGAAGAUUAGACUUCAGCAACAGAAAGGAUUAAGUCCGGAGCUCUUCAAGUACAAAGGACCCAUACAUUGUGCUCGAACCAUCGUGAAAGAAGAAACCAUAUUGGGGCUAUGGUCAGGUGCAGCACCGACGGUUAUGCGUAACGGCACCAACCAAGCAGUAAUGUUCACAGCAAAAAAUACCUUUGACGUCCUCUUGUGGAACAAACACGAAGGAGACGGUAAAGUCUUGCUGCCAUGGCAAUCAAUGAUCUCAGGGUUCUUAGCUGGAACGGCAGGUCCGUUCUGCACCGGGCCAUUCGAUGUGGUUAAAACGAGGUUGAUGGCUCAGAGCCGAGACGGUGAAGGUGGGCUGAAAUAUAAAGGGAUGGUUCAUGCCAUUAGGACGAUCUAUGCAGAGGAAGGAUUAUUGGCUCUAUGGAGAGGGUUAUUGCCAAGGCUAAUGAGGAUUCCUCCAGGACAAGCCAUUAUGUGGGCUGUUGCUGAUCAGGUCACUGGUCUUUAUGAGAAGAGAUAUCUCCUCAAUGCUCCUUUAUAGAGACCACCAUUUUUUUUUUCAAGUCAGGGUUUCCUGCUGGUUUAUUUUUGUAAUUUUUGUUAGGAUUUGGAAUCCAAAUUUGAUUUUCCCGAGAA
Molecule: messenger RNA, 1196 nt
Organism: Eutrema salsugineum
Lineage: Eukaryota; Viridiplantae; Streptophyta; Magnoliopsida; Brassicales; Brassicaceae
Product: mitochondrial succinate-fumarate transporter 1
Exons: 2
Coding region: 163-1101 (312 amino acids)
Biological process (GO): fumarate transport; succinate transport
Source: RefSeq, a predicted model, not a curated record